UCUGCUCACUUUCCCGCUUGCACUCGGAAUAUCAACGGCAGUUCGUCCGUCUAUUCCCACCUCCGGCGAACGGACAAAGGAAAUGGCCGUUAUUCUGUCGGAAUCCGGCGACGCCUCCUCAGCCCCUGCCCCUCACGACGACCUCGGGCUCUGGCUCCUGUCGGUGACGAAGAAGCUGGCGGAGCUGAAGUCCGGCAGCACUUCCCCUCAAGACACCAACAAGGUCCUGUCCGAUGGAAUCCGCAUGUUCAAGGAAAAUCCUCGGUACCAAAAUGACCCUAGGUUUCUCAAGCUCUGGAUUGUUUAUUUGGAUACUUUCGAAGAUUUCAAAAGUGUCACCAGAGAGAUGGAGGAAAGCAAACUUUGGUCUGGCAACUCGUUCUUCUAUGAAUUGUAUGCGUUGUAUCUGGAAUCGAAAGGGCAGUUAAACGAGGCUUUUAGGGUUUACCAAAUUGCCAUCGCAAGGAAUGCCAAACCAAUUGCGAGGUUGAAGAAAGCACAAGCAGCCUUUCUACUUAGAAUGUCUCGUAUUGUCGAAAGUGCUUCACUUCCGGAGACUGAGGAUGGUGACCUUGGAAAGUCUGAGGAAGAUAAAAUUAAUCCGUGGUCCAUGUCCACCACAAAAGAUCUACUUGAGAAGCUUGCUCCUCAACUCAUGAAAUGUGAUGGAUACAUUUCUAGUGCUAAACCAUACUCUGGGAAAGUAGCAUUGUCUUCUCUUCGCAACUCUUCAAGAAACAAAAUUAUUGAGAUAGGUGGAAAGAAGUACCAGAUCAAAGGAUGUGCCGGCCAAGGUGGAUUUGCUCAAGUAUACAGAGCAUAUGUAAACAGUAACCCUGAUGAUGUUGUUGCCCUGAAGAUACAAAAGCCUGCAUUUCCAUGGGAGUUUUACAUGUAUCGACAACUUGAUUUGCGCAUUGCAGAACCAGAAAGAUCUGCCUUUGGGCUUGCCCACAAAAUGCAUGUCUUUCAAGACUGCAGCAUACUUGUCUGCGACUAUUUAUCCCAUGGAACCCUUCAGGAUGCCAUCAAUAGUUAUUUGGUCACGGGAAAGUCCAUGGAGGAAGUACUUUGCAUCUACUACACUACGGAAAUGCUGUACAUGUUGGAAAAUUUGCACAGAGCUCAUAUAAUACAUGGAGAUUUCAAGGCCGACAACCUUCUUAUUCGAUAUGCUAGCGACAAUCUAUCGGAAGAAGAUUUUCUUGAUCGUGGUGGCCCAUGGGCUAGCCAGGGUCUGUGUCUUGUGGACUGGGGGAGGGGAAUAGAUCUCAAACUUUUCCCAGAAAAUAUAGAGUUCAAUGGAGAUUCCCGCACUUCUGGCUUUCGUUGUGUGGAAAUGCAAGAGAAGAAGCCAUGGAAGUACCAGGUAGACAUUUAUGGCCUCUGUGUUGUUGUCCACAUGAUGUUACACGGUUCUUACAUGGAGGUCGUAAAGAAAAGCUCCUCUGAUGGCAACUUUUACAAGCCAAAAUCCUCUUUCAAGCGGUACUGGAAAGUAGACCUGUGGGAAAAACUGUUCUCGAAGCUACUUAAUACGAGCCAUGCCAACUAUGACCCGAACUUGUUGAAGGAUAUCAGGCACUCGCUUAAAGAUUACAUGCGCUCCAACCCUCAGCUCAUCAGGAAACUCAAGGAAUUACUGGCGAAGCAGAGGGCGUCCCUGUGUUCGGCGUAGCCUCUUCAUCAUUCUUCGGCCACCUCCCAUGACCUAGUAGAGCCUCUUCUUCCUGCCAUCCUGUUUAUGUCGAGAGAAGAGUUCUGUACUCCAAUUCGUUUGCAUUACAAUGAUGUUACUCGGAGAAUGUUGCACAUAUGUGUUCAAAGGCGGUUAUCUGGCGUUGCCUUUGAAAACCGUCAUGAUUGUUAUUUUGCAAUCAAAUGAAUAUAUGUACAUAUUGAUGUACGGAUUUGUGUAAUAGAUUUUUCAGUUGGUUGGGUA
Molecule: messenger RNA, 1942 nt
Organism: Punica granatum (pomegranate)
Lineage: Eukaryota; Viridiplantae; Streptophyta; Magnoliopsida; Myrtales; Lythraceae
Source: RefSeq, a predicted model, not a curated record